AUGAAUAAUAAAAGAUAACACAAGAUUAAACAAUUUGAAGAAAUUGAAAUUAAUGAAACAUCUAAGGAUACUCCAUCGUCGAGAUAACAAGACAGUUAAAGUAAUGAGAUUGAUUAAACCAGCAAUUCAAUUCAGAACUAAGAACCUGAUGAAAAAUAUGAUUUUAAUAUUAUACCUAUGAAAGUAAUAAAUUUAUAUAUAUAAUUUCAGGUCGUAGCCUUGACUAUAUUUUUAUUCUUAUUAGGUGUAGUUUUUAUAAUUUUUGGAUUAGUUUUUUUAAUUAAAAAUCCAAAUAAAUUUCAAUAAUACAUUUCACUUUUGAUAGUAGGCAGCUUAAUGAUAAUCCCAGGAGCUUAUUACAGUAGCUUAUUAAUAAAAUUUGUGAAAGCAGACUCUAGAUCUACUUAAUAGAAGAUAUUAAAUGAGCUUCCAAUAGAUUGA
Molecule: messenger RNA, 441 nt
Organism: Paramecium sonneborni
Lineage: Eukaryota; Ciliophora; Oligohymenophorea; Peniculida; Parameciidae
Source: the annotation of a GenBank genome assembly